AUGCAGAAUGAGGGCGAAGAUCUACAGUGGGGAGAAAAUACCACGUGGGAGUAUGUCAACUCCAGCGAAUUCGGUCCUUGGACCCAGCAAUUUGGGCGAGUCAAAUCCCACGGCUCAGAAACUCAGCACGACUGUGAAAUCCGCAUGUCGUUAUGCUUUGACGCCUUAGCUCAUUCUCCAGUCGUACUCCUUGGACAUCAUGUCGAUCCUGUUAACGGAUACUCCAUCCCUGUAUAUUUGUAUUGGGGGGUCUUUAACGACGUGUUGAAUUCGACAGGCUCACCAGCUCUCGCUCUUCGAACCAUCUUCACUUUGGCAAUGAGGAUGGCUUAUUACAACUUCAUGCCCACGAUGACCCCGGAGGAUGAUCUGACGAGCAUAACCACUUUCGAAGUUGUCAAGGCACCACAACAAACAUGGGGAUUAACUGUUGUCAUGGCCAUUGUUGUUGGGAACGUACUGGCUUUUCUCAUCGUCGCCUUCUUCUUUCUUUAUGCAACAGACUCGAGUUUUAUCGACAACGCGUGGCAUACCAUAGCGCAGAUUUCCCAGAGCGAGGACGUCAAACCAAUUUUGGAAAGGGCAAAACUUACAUCGGACAAGGAUGUUGAGGAGUGGCUGCGUGGUCAUGAGCCAUCCGAGGGCAAGAUAAGACAUAUCAAGGACUUCUUUCGGGAUAUUGGCCGGAUGUUUAGCCAAAGGGAACCAGAGGGGAGAUAUUUUGUUAAGAACGGGGUGUUUACCAAAGCUGAUCAAAGCUUCCAUUCAUACCACACAAAGCAGAUAUCUCCCAAAAAGAAAUCUACAACACCAUCCAUUCUCACCAUGUCUACACUUCACUUCGCAAAGGACCAGCCACAAGGCUUCUCCAACUAUAUCGAAAGAGUUGCAAUUGUUGGUGCUUCGGGUCGUCAAGGCUCCCAUAUCGUCGAACAGCUUCUGAAGACGGGAAAACACACCAUCACAGCCCUGACUCGCAACAGCAGCUCUUCCAAGGUUCCCGAAGGUGUUAAGAUUGCGCGUGUCGACUACGAAGAUGAAGAGUCUAUCGCAGCCGCGCUCGAGGGCCAACAACUCCUAAUCAUUACCCUUGCCAAUGGAGUCGACGCCGAGGUUCAUCAUCGCAUUGUUCGCGCUGCUGGAAAAGCCGGGGUUGCUCACAUCGUACCAAAUAUCUUUGCCGCAAACAUUGUGGUCGAGAACAAAGGAGCCGUCGAUGAUUUCUUCCCCGCUGCUGGCCUGAGGGAUCUCCUCACUGAGAUUGAGCGGGUUGGUGUCAGUUCUUGGACUGUUCUUGUCGGCAGCAUCUGGUUCGAUUACAGUUUCCCAGCUGGGCCAUUGUUCAUGGGCUUCGAUCUCAACAACUGUCAGGCAACUCUAUUUGACGACGGCGAGGCAAAAGUCAAUACAAGUACUUGGGCUCAGUAUGGCCGCGGCACAGCUGCUCUUGCUGGACUCAAAGUACUCCCUGAGGACGAGAAUGACGCCUCACCUACUCUCGCGCAGUUCCGCAACAAACCACUCUACCUAUCAAGCUUUUAUGUCAGUCAAAAGGACAUAUUGGCAAGUGCGCAGCGUGUUACAAAUACUUCUGAUGCCGAUUGGGAUAUCAAGUAUGAGACUACUAGCGAUCGCAUGGAAAAGGGCAAAGCGCAAGCGGCGUCUGGUGAUUUCCGAGGACUUGUGCAGACUUAUUACUCGUUCAUAUUCUCGCCUAAGGGGCAGAAGCUGAACUUUGAGGAGAAACUUCAUAAUGCGAUUCUUCAGUUGCCUGAGGAGGACUUGGACGAGGUGGUUAAAGACUGCGUUGAGAAGGCCAAGAAUGGAUAUAGCCCGUUUUAG
Messenger RNA from Fusarium sp. VM40, 1842 nucleotides. Lineage: Eukaryota; Fungi; Ascomycota; Sordariomycetes; Hypocreales; Nectriaceae. The record is from the annotation of a GenBank genome assembly.